AAUAAUGAUGACGAUCCUAAUACGAAAUGGACUCAACUCUUUGCUCAUGCUGCUUCUAAUAGCGAUUUAGCAAAAAUGAAAGAAAUGUUAGCUGAUAGUAAUAUUAGACAUUAUAUUGAUAUCAAUGCAAAAGACAGUGAUGGGACACCACCUUUAAUUUAUGCUGCUUGUUUCGGUAAAAUUGACGUUGCUCAAGUUUUAAUAGAAGCAGGCGCACAGAUUGAUGCUCAAGAUAGUUUUGGCUGGUCAGCUUUAAUGUGGGCAACAAAUAAUAAUCAUGAAGCCUUAGUGAAGAUUUUAUUAGAAAAUGGAGCUUCGCCUCAGACAAGAUCAAGUAAAGGCCGUACUGUAUUUGAUUUUAUUAAUACAGACAAUCAAAAGAUUAUUGAUAUUUUAGCAACAAAUCCUCGAGAUAGUGUCCUUCAUGAAAAUGAAUUUCAUUGGAACAAGUGUUCUCCUGAUCAAAUGUUUGUAUUUAAUUCAGAUGAUUUGGAUUACAUACUUGACACAGUCAUAACCAAUUUAAAAUUCCCGUUAAAAAAUCCUCAAGAUAUUUGUGUUCCCGUUAAUGUCAUUUUUUUAAGUGCAAGGUUUGCUCAUUAUUUUUCCAGUAAUGAGUUACUAGAGCAAGUCUUGAGCGAUUCAUUAAGAAGGAUAGGAAAGACAAUUAAGUCAAAUGCUCGCAAUAUUCAUCUGCUGGCAUUCUGGAUGACAAAUUUAACUCAACUAUUAUUUUACCUCAAAAAGGACAGUGGAUUGGUAGUCGCUACCGCUGAACAACAAUUAAAUUUGUCCGAAUUAAUUUCAGAGACAUAUAAUUUAAUGAUUCAAGACACAGAGAGACGUUUACUUAAAGUGCUCGGGCCAGCCUUAUUGGAUCAUAAAUCUAUUCCAGGUAUGGAUGAAGUUGAUUUUACUGAUGAUUGGCAUCGUUUCUUCCGUAAAAGUAUGAGACGUUCAGUCUUUAUUGCACCAGAUGGAGGAAUAGCCAUACAACAAGCAACGAUUUCACCUCAAUCCGUUACUAGUCUUUUGUCAUCGACUCUUUAUGUUUUACAAUCUUAUGAUGUACACCCGAUCAUUAUCAUUCAAGCAAUAGCUCAAUUUAUGCAUUUUAUAUCUUGCGAGGUAUUCAAUCGUAUCUUGACUAAUAAAAAAAUGUUGUGUCGUUCAAGGGCAAUGCAAGUUCGUAUGAAUUUUUCUUAUCUUGAAGAUUGGGUAUCAACCAAGCAUCUUCCUAGUCAUUUGCUUAAUUAUCUCCAUCCAACCAUUCAAUUACUCCAGCUUUUACAAUGUAUAACUCAAUUGAAAGAUCUGGUUGAUUUUAUUAAUACUACAAAAGAAUUCGAUGCGCUUAAUGCGGCUCAAGUUAAAAGAUGUGUUACUUCAUAUCGAUAUGAAGUAAAUGAACAACGUAUACCAGAAGAAAUUGAAAAGUAUGCAAUGCAGUGUGCUGAAGAUAUUAUUCGAUAUAAACAAAGAAAACAAUCCAUGGAUAAACCUCGCGCAUUGCCUAUGUCUCGUACGCAAAAAAAAGAUACAGAAGAAGAUAUUAAAGAAACAAAAGAUUCAAAAUUCUUGCUACCAUUUUCUAUUCCUACUACAGCUCAUAUGAUAUCCUUUACUUCAAGCCAUUGGGAUAAAACAAAUGAAGAGCAACAUUCACGCUCAAUGAUACCAUUUAUACCAGAAGAAUGGAUGCAUAAAUUGGAUAAGCAACAAUCUUCUUCUAUAGCAAUAUCAUAACGAUACACACUUUUUUUUUUUGUAAUAAAAUAUAUCAAUAUUA
This is a messenger RNA of Cokeromyces recurvatus, 1789 nucleotides long. RefSeq lists its product as uncharacterized. The record is from RefSeq and is a predicted model, not a curated record. Gene Ontology annotation, molecular function: GTPase binding. Lineage: Eukaryota; Fungi; Mucoromycota; Mucoromycetes; Mucorales; Mucoraceae. The coding region runs from base 76 to 1746 and encodes 556 amino acids. The transcript is spliced from 5 exons.